AAUAUUGAUAACAGUCCUAUACGCAUAUGUAUUAUUAAAAUCUGUCAGUAAAUACAGCAGACAGUAGGAAAAAUAACAUAGAAAUGCUUAAAACAAUAUAUUUAAUUGUUACGGUGAUUUUAAGAUUUGAGUUGUCAAAUACGCAAAUUUUACAUUUUGGGAAAUGCGCAGAGGUGGAGACCAUGAGAUACUUCGAUUUAGAAAGAUUUCUCGGUAUAUGGUACGAAAUAGAGAGAUUCCCAACAUGGUACGAGGAAAACGGUCAUUGCGCACAUAAAAGGAUACAGGCAUGCGGCAGGACGGUUGUAAUAGAACAUUACUUUAUCAGAAACGGUAUACAAUACGUAUUGCAAAUGAAUAGCACGUACUCACCGGGGGAUGAGGCUGUCUUUGAAAUUGAAGAAAGUAAUAUUGAUCCUGUGGGCAUACCGUUUUCAGUCAUAACCACGGACUACGACAAUUAUGCAAUAGUUUACGGAUGCAAGUACAAUGAACAUAUACAUAUAAAGUACAUUUCAGCCUGGAUACUCUCGAGGACGUCGACCCUAUCACCUGAGCUGAGGGAACAAGCGCGAAGCGAGCUAACAUCUAUACCAUUUGCGAACGCAGCAUAUCUACAGACCGUAGAGCAGGGGGAGAGAUAUUGUACAUACCACUGGACUGCUUAUGUGCAGACUCAAGAUAAGGACAUUGAAAAUGUUUGAUAUGAAAUAUUUUAUACUGUGUAAUAUAAUGUAUUAAUACUUAAGCAAUGUGAUCAAUAUUCUUUAAUUUGUAUUUAUUUUAAUAUUAAUAAUUCUGAAUAAAUAAUAUAAGAUUUUAGUUAUAAACUUCAUCGAUCUAAUAAUGACGUUUUUUUAAAAAAAAAUUACCCAUUUAUACAAAAUAAUAUACCAAAGAAGUUAAUUGUCCACCUGAUGGAAUAUAGUCGUCAUAAAUAUAAAAAGGAAUUUGAAAAUGUAUCUAUGUGCUAAUAUUAUAAAUGAGAAUGUGAGUUUGUUUGUUUGUUACGCUUCGAUUAUGAUGAAUUUUAGUAUAAAAUUAAAUAUGACCAUACAUACUA
Messenger RNA from Galleria mellonella (greater wax moth), 1063 nucleotides. Its product is annotated as apolipoprotein D-like. Lineage: Eukaryota; Metazoa; Arthropoda; Insecta; Lepidoptera; Pyralidae. Bases 84 to 704 code for a protein of 206 amino acids. The record is from RefSeq and is a predicted model, not a curated record. The transcript has 4 exons. Gene Ontology annotation, molecular function: pigment binding.